Messenger RNA from Anopheles aquasalis, 1478 nucleotides. RefSeq names its product protein rhomboid-like. The record is from RefSeq and is a predicted model, not a curated record. Gene Ontology annotation, cellular component: membrane. Gene Ontology annotation, molecular function: calcium ion binding; serine-type endopeptidase activity. NCBI's taxonomy places the organism in Eukaryota, Metazoa, Arthropoda, Insecta, Diptera, Culicidae.
UCAAGAACAGGGACGUCGCAAACACCGCACCCGGCUGAGUUUACGGCGACAGUUUUCGAUUGGAUGCGCAACAUGGACAAUCAUCACGAGCAGCAACAACAAAUUCCUCUAAAGCGACUUAACACGGUGGAUGAAAACCUGAGGCGCCAAGAGCUUCGUGUAGUUUUCGAAAAGUACGAUACCGAUGGAAACCGUUAUUUAUCCCGGUUUGAGCUUCGGCGAUUGAUAAAAGAUAAAAAAUGCCCAGACAUACCGAAAGAAGUGAUACGGGAGGUGCUGCACAAUUCGGAUGAAAACGACGAUGGCCACUUAGAUUUCGAAGAGUUUUUCAAAUUAAGUACCAACCAUCCGUACCUCUUCCGCGACUUCUGUACCCGGUAUUGUCGCGUAAUUGUACCAAGACGUACUCCAGAUGACGAUUAUGAAAGUAACAUGAAAGUAUGGCCACCGCCAUUGGCGAUGAUAAUUUUCUCCGUUAUGGAAAUCAUAUUUUUCGUUGUCGAUAUCGUAAAGACAGAGAACCAGAAUGGUGCAAGUACUCAUGGUCCUAUGGCGUCAUCAUUCGUCUAUAAUCCGAACUUACGUUACGAGGUGUGGCGCUUUCUGACGUACAUGUUUGUACAUACUGGGUUAAUGCACCUGAUAAUAAACCUGGUAUUUCAAAUUUUUCUUGGCGUUGCUCUGGAAUUGGUACACUGCUGGUGGCGAGUGACGUUAGUUUAUUUGGCGGGCGUGGUGGCCGGAUCCAUAGGCACAUCGCUCUUCACACCUCGAGUUUUCCUGGCCGGUGCAUCUGGAGGUGUGUACGCACUCAUUACUGCCCAUAUCGCCACUAUCAUCAUGAACUGGAGCCAGAUGCAGUAUGCCAUCUUGCAGCUGUAUGUGUUUUUGGCGUUCUGCAUCACGGAUCUAGGAACCUCUAUCUAUAACAGCAUUCACGAUCCUUUUAACAAAGUUGGUUACGUAGCACAUGCCAGCGGGGCACUGGCCGGAUUCUUUGUGGGCAUUGGAGUGCUACGCAACCUGAAGGUGGUACCAUGGGAACGCAAGCUCUGGUGGUGUGCCGUAACGAUCUACUUCAUGCUCAUGGGUGCGGGAAUAAUGACUCACUUUUUGAACCCUGAUCACUUCAAAUAACAUUUGUUCGAUAUGUGAUAUCGAUAUACACCAAAUCAAUUUCGCGAUGAGGCCGCAAUCAAUGUUCAAAGAUAUCAGACAUUCCGAAAGACUUUAACAAGAUUGAAUAGCAUACCCAUGCCAGCUGCAAAUGCUUCAAACAAGGGCCUUUCGAGAUCACUUUUUAACGAAUUUUUAAGCCUAUUUACUUAAUGAUUGAACAAACUUCCAGACAGUUUCCUUUUCAAAUGUUUAUGCUUAAAAUGGCGCGUUUUGGCCUAGUGUUUUUACAAUAUGGCCUAGUGUUUUUACAGUAUUUGAAGAAAUAAGAAACUUUUUGUGUAUUUUUACACUUUUUACUA